AUGAGUUCUUUCGGAAUUCCUCCGGCUCUGCUGCCAUAUCUUAUUGGGAGCAAAACAGAUUUUUCCACAUUACAGCCUUCUAUACUCAAGAUUAAUGUUAUCUUCGUAGCUGCGAUAGUUCUCACCACAGGCCUCAGGUUUGUGGUCCGGUUUCGUAUGCUUCGAUCUGCUGGUUUAGAUGACUUAAUUAUGGUAGCAGCUGUUACAUUUGCUUUACUAUUAUCAGCGUCAUGCCUCUUGGGAAGACAGUACGGACUUGGAAAGCAUUUGUGGAAUCUCAACUCGGAUCUCACCAAGUUACCACAUAGCGUUGGACAAAUCACGAAGUCAUUGUAUGGCUGCUAUCUAGCAUAUGCUACGGCCAUAACAUUCACGAAAUACUCCAUCAUGGCUACCUAUAUCAGAAUAUUUCCCAAAGGCAGACUUCACUACAUAGUCUACGCAGCAGGUGUGAUCGUUACUUCCUUUUGGAUUUGCUCAAUUUUUUUAAUCAUUUUCACAUGCACACCGAUUCAAGGAGCUUGGGAUUACUCCAUCAAAAGCAAAUGUAUCGACAUUGUGAAGUACUUCUACGUUGCUGCUGGUUUCAACAUUGCGACAGAUCUGUUGUUGUGCUUUUUGCCUCUGCCAACAAUAUGGGCAUUGAGAAUGCCGAAGGCACAGCGGGUCGUGGUCUGCCUACUCUUCUGCCUGGGAACAUUUGCUUGUAUUGCAAGUAUCAUCAGGAUUACUCAACUGAAGAGUUUGACCGGCUACGAUAUUUCGUAUCAAACAGUGAGGUCCCUCAACUGGAGCGUCAUCGAAGUCGGAACUGCUAUAAUAUGCGCCUCGCUUUCAUCGCUCCGACCGCUUGCAGUUCGCGUCCUGCCGUCGUUCUUUGCUCAUUUCACCAACCCCACUAGAAACAUAUCCGAUACAGAGCUCACAAAUAACAUGUCCAAGAUAGCGAGGAACCGCUCAGUCGAGUCGAAAUUUGCCACCGACAUAUACAUACGGAGAUCUUUUGAUGUAUCGGAGCGGAACAAGCUGUCACCGACAGAUGGUACAGAGCAGGUGAGGAGUGUCAGUGUCGCAUCAGUCAACCACACAUGGACAGGAGAUUUUUCUAGAGGAUCAACAGAAGAAAUUUUUGAGGCGAGAUAA
Molecule: messenger RNA, 1143 nt
Organism: Cadophora gregata
Lineage: Eukaryota; Fungi; Ascomycota; Leotiomycetes; Helotiales; Ploettnerulaceae
Exons: 4
Coding region: 1-1143 (380 amino acids)
Source: RefSeq, a predicted model, not a curated record